AUAUAUUUAAUCUUCCUGCAAGCCUUACAGUUCACAUCAGUACCGAAUAAAAAACCCUACCCUCACACCUCCGCCGCCUCUCUUUCUCGCCACCUGUCUUCCCGCUGUCGCCUGACGCCAUGCUCCGCCGUGCCGACAGAAGCUCCGCCCACCUCUGCUGCGCCCUUCGCCGCACCAUCUGCACUACGAUUAUUACGAUUUUAACUACUCAUACCACCAUUAUUUGCUGAAUUCUGAUUUCCACUCUCCCAUUCCUCUGCCGAAACACUGCACAUCUGAGCUUGACUUCACUACUAUUUCUAAUAUCCUUUUUCGAACGGGCUUUAUCGGCUUGGACCAGAUGGCGAUGUUGAAGAACUAUGGUGCUUGCUUGAAAGACUCAACUCUCCAGUUUCCGCGUCCUAACUGCGGCGAUAUCAACAAGAGGAGGAACGCAAAAUGGAAGUCUGCACAAGCAGCUGUAAUUCCUAAUUUCCAUCUCCCAAUGCGUAGUUUUGAAGUUAAAAAUAGGACAUCAGUAGAUGAUAUCAAGUCUCUUAGGUUGAUCACAGCCAUCAAAACUCCAUAUCUUCCGGAUGGCAGGUUUGAUCUGGAAGCAUAUGAUGCUUUGGUGAACAUGCAGAUUGUAGAUGGAGCUGAAGGUGUGAUUGUAGGUGGCACAACCGGUGAAGGCCAGUUGAUGAGCUGGGAUGAACACAUAAUGCUUAUUGGCCACACAGUCAAUUGUUUUGGUGGAUCAAUCAAGGUAAUUGGAAACACUGGAAGCAACUCCACAAGGGAAGCAAUUCAUGCCACCGAACAGGGCUUUGCUGUUGGAAUGCAUGCUGCUCUUCAUAUCAAUCCUUACUAUGGAAAAACUUCCUUGGAGGGUUUGGUUUCUCACUUUGAGAGUGUGCUCCCCAUGGGUCCUACCGUUAUUUACAAUGUACCAUCACGAACUGGCCAAGACAUUCCCCCAGGGGUUAUUCACACCGUGGCACAGAGUGCUAACUUGGCUGGUGUUAAAGAGUGUGUGGGAAAUGAUAGGAUAAAACAGUACACCGAUAACAGAAUUGUGGUGUGGAGUGGGAACGAUGAUCAGUGCCAUGACGCGAAGUGGGACUAUGGAGCUACUGGAGUGAUAUCCGUUACUAGCAACUUGAUUCCUGGUCUAAUGCGACAACUCUUGUUUAAAGGGAAGAACCCUUCUCUCAAUGCGAAGAUCAUGCCUCUGGUUAACUGGCUUUUUGAAGAGCCAAACCCCAUUGGCUUAAACACAGCUCUGGCUCAACUUGGUGUGGUGAGGCCAGUUUUCAGGCUACCCUACGUACCACUUCCUUUGGCAAAGAGGGUAGAGUUCGUGAAUAUAGUGAAGGAAAUCGGGCGGGAGAAUUUUGUCGGUGAAAAAGAUGUUAAGGUUCUUGAUGAUGAUGAUUUUAUCUUGGUGGGUCGAUAUUAGUCUCUAUACUCUACUCUUGUUCCAGUUACCAUGCUGUCUUGGUUUCCAGUUCAUGUUUCAACUCUUUUUUGGGGAAAUAAAUUUAUAUAAUUUAUCCGUACAUUGUUACUUAGACGUCGGUCAUAGAUCUGUAGUAAAACAUGUAGCUAUCAAAUGGUGUAUGCUGGACGGUUGGAAUAAUUUUGCCUUUAUAGCUGUGGAACCCAGUUUGCAUAUGAA
This is a messenger RNA of Vitis vinifera (wine grape), 1657 nucleotides long. RefSeq names its product 4-hydroxy-tetrahydrodipicolinate synthase, chloroplastic. The record is from RefSeq and is a predicted model, not a curated record. NCBI's taxonomy places the organism in Eukaryota, Viridiplantae, Streptophyta, Magnoliopsida, Vitales, Vitaceae. The coding region runs from base 341 to 1438 and encodes 365 amino acids. Gene Ontology annotation, molecular function: 4-hydroxy-tetrahydrodipicolinate synthase activity. The transcript is spliced from 3 exons.